AACUGAUACUAAACGGCGGCAAAAGAUUUAAAUUCAAACAGCUUUGAACAUAAUUUGGGUGUAGUUUGGUGCUUUAGUACGUGUUCAUGGCUCGUUGCGCGAUCUGACAAGGAUGAGCAAAGAGAAUACAUCAUCCCGGUUACCAGUCAUGUCGAAGAGGCCUCUUUCCAGCACAACUGAUGGAGAGCAUCAACAGCCUGCACCGAAAAAGAUACGGAAAGUUGAGAUGAGCCUUCAGAAGUUCAAACCUUCUACUAUUGUGGUCCCUCCAAAGCGUCCUAGGCCAGCCACUGCAACCAAUAAGCUUCCUCUAUCCAGAGCAGCGACUGUGGUGGCAGCUCCCUCAAGAAGUGAUGCAAAAAAGCCAUCAGCACAUGCAGCAGCUGCUAAAGGAGCAUCCAAGAGACCUGGUUGGGACUUGAAGGGCAAAGUCACUGACUUGGAGAACAAAAUUCAAAAUUAUCAGAGCCGUUUGAAGUCUUUUAACCAAGAAAAUGAAGACCUUAAAGUGUCAAAGGCAGAAAUGCAAAAAAACAAGACACAGGCCCAAGAGGAGAACAAGCAUUUAAAACAGCAUAUUGGGGAUCUUGAAGAUAAACUAGCUAAUCUGGUAUCUGUGAAAGAAGAGCUAGAGAUAACUACUAAAGAAAAAGAUGGCCUGCAGAAAGAUCUAAAGAAGCUAACUGAUGAAAAUGGGAUCUUGGUCAAGUUAAGAGAUGACAUGACUACUGAAAUCUGCAAUAUACAGAGCCAGCUUUCUGUUCAGACGUCUGCUCUGGCCCACUGUCAGGAUGAGCUCAGAAUGUGUCAGGAUAUGGUAAAAAGCUUACAGGAAUUGGUGGCCAGGCAGCAGGAUGAGCUCCACUGUGGAGAAAUGGAACGCAGGAAACUCCAUAACACGAUUCAGGAGUUGAAGGGUAACAUUAGGGUUUUCUGCAGGGUACGUCCUUGCCUUCACAACAGGGAGGCAACCAUCCCACACAUUCAACUCCCUGCCAAUGACAACAAGGCUAUAACCCUUGCAAAAACGGAAGAGUCGCAUGUGGGACGUGCUGCAGAAACUCAGAAAAAUUACAUCUUUCACUUUGAUCGUGUGUUUGGGCCACACAGCACCCAGAGUGAGGUGUUUGAGGAGAUCUCUCUCCUGGUGCAGUCAGCUCUGGAUGGCUAUAACGUCUGCUGCUUUGCAUAUGGCCAGACUGGGAGUGGGAAAACCUUUACAAUGGAAGGUGAUGAUAUGGAGGACAUGAGGGGGGUCAUUCCACGAGCUGUUAAGCAGCUCUUCGAGUCUGCCCACAUGCUUCAUGAGCAAGGCUGGCAGUACAUCUUCACAGCAAGCUUUGUUGAAAUUUACAACGAAACCCUACGGGACUUGCUUUAUAAGGGCAAACCUAACAAGAGGCCAGAGUAUGAAAUCAAAAAGACCACAAAUAAUGACUUUACAGUCACCAAUUUGAAUUUCCAGAGGGUCACUACUGAGGAAGAGGUUUACAAGUUGAUCAUCUUGGCAAACCAAAACCGGUCCACUGCCCGAACAAACAUGAAUGAUUACUCCUCACGUUCCCAUUCCAUUUUCCGACUGGACAUUGAGGGAGAAAAUAUUGGGAGAGAUACAAAGUGCAAAUCCUCCCUUUGUUUGGUGGAUUUGGCUGGCAGUGAAAGGAUCCAGAAAAGUCAAUCUCAAGGAGAACGGUUUAAGGAAAUGACUGCCAUAAACUCUUCCCUCACCAAUUUGGGAAUUGUUAUCACUGCUUUAGCAAACAAGGAAAGCUUUGUGCCAUAUCGCAACUCCAAGCUUACCUACCUACUUCAGGGGUGCCUGGGUGGCAACAGCAAAACUUUGAUGUUUGUAAACAUUUCACCCGAAGAAGAGAGUUUUGGUGAAUCCCUUAAUUCUCUGCGCUUUGCCAGCAAGGUGAAUGACUGCGUGAUUGGAACGGCCACAGCCAAUAAGAAGUAGCCUUUUUCUCCCCGCUUUGGUCAUCUGAAGGCAUCGUUAUUUGCCUUGUAUACUCCUGCUUGUCUUGCAAUUUUAGUACAUUAGUUUCAGUUUAUUGGCUUUUUUUUUAAACUUACGAAUGAAUCCUUGAUCAAUGCAUUUAUUUUAAAACUUUUUGUUUGUACAUUUCACUGUUUCAAUUCUUUUAAGAAUAAUUAAAUGCAUGGUACAUGUACAUAAAAUAUGCUUGUUUUA
Tachysurus vachellii is the source of this 2194-nucleotide messenger RNA. RefSeq names its product kinesin family member C1 (gene kifc1). The coding region runs from base 113 to 1960 and encodes 615 amino acids. The record is from RefSeq and is a predicted model, not a curated record. The transcript has 17 exons. NCBI's taxonomy places the organism in Eukaryota, Metazoa, Chordata, Actinopteri, Siluriformes, Bagridae. Gene Ontology annotation, biological process: microtubule-based movement. Gene Ontology annotation, molecular function: microtubule binding; ATP binding; microtubule motor activity.